Pararge aegeria (speckled wood butterfly) is the source of this 1614-nucleotide messenger RNA. RefSeq names its product proline-rich protein 4 (gene CPG24). The transcript has 2 exons. Bases 1 to 1281 code for a protein of 426 amino acids. Lineage: Eukaryota; Metazoa; Arthropoda; Insecta; Lepidoptera; Nymphalidae. The record is from RefSeq and is a predicted model, not a curated record.
AUGCACCACAGACAACCGGUCUUCGGCGAACGGAGACUCGACAACAUGAAGUUAUCGGUUGUGUUGAUAGCCUCAUUGGCCGUUGUGGCCUAUGCGAGCGAAGAGAAAGCUGCGCAGAAAGAGGCUGUAGCUGAAGAGAAGAAACAGGAUAAACGAGGAAUAUACGACACCGGCUCCUACGGUGGUAGUGGUAGUUACGAAUCAGGGGAUGGUGGCCACGGCUUUAGCGGAAGUGACGGUGGACACAGCUUCGGUGGUUUCGGGGGUCACGAAAGCGGCGGUUACGGACAAGGCGGUGGUUACGGACAAGGCGGUGGUUACGGACAAGGCGGAGGUUACAGCCUAGGUGGUGGUUACAGCCAAGGCGGCGGUUACAGCCUAGGUGGUGGUUCCGGCAGUUAUGGCGGUUCUGAAUACGGAGGAGGUUCCGGUGAUUCUUGGAAACCCAUCUCAAACGACCACGGUCAUCAUCACGUUAAAACAAUCGAAGUGAUUAAGAAGGUCCCAGUCCCUUACACCGUCGAGAAACACGUUCCAUACACCGUUGAAAAGAAAGUACCCUAUGAAGUUAAAGUGUACGUACCCCAACCCUACACUGUCGAAAAGAAGGUCCCUGUUACAGUUAAGGAAUACGUGAAAUACCCCGUCCAUGUUCCUGAACCCUACGUUGUCGAGAAGAAGGUGCCUUAUGAAGUGAAAGUCCCAGUCGACAGGCCCUUCGAAGUCAAGGUUAAAGUACCUACUCCUUACACCGUUGAAAAGAAAAUCCCUUAUGAAGUCCAGGUGCCCGUACCCCAACCCUACACUGUUGAAAAGAAGGUUCCUUAUACAGUCAAUUACGAAGUGAAAGUACCUCAGCCUUACGAAGUUGUCAAGAAGGUACCUUAUGAAGUCAAAGUACCCGUUGACAAACCUUACCAUGUUUACGUACCAAAACCUUACCCUGUACCAGUAGAGAAGCCCUACCCUGUAACAGUUCACAAACCUGUUCCCUACGAAGUCAAGGUUCCAGUAGACAGGCCUUACAAGGUUGAAGUUGAGAAACCUUACCCAGUCCCAAUUAAAGUGCCAAUUCCUAAGCCUUAUGAUGUGUACAAGAAGAUCCCUUACACUGUCGAGAAGAAGGUACCUUAUGAAGUUAAAGUGCCCAUUGACAAGCCUUACCCUGUAUACAAGGAAGUCCAAGUACCCUUAGUCAGGGAGGUACCUUACCCAGUCAAGGUCCAUGUUCCUAUUUACUUCAAGAAGGAACAGGAACACCACGGUCACGGCUGGAAUUGAUUUCAGCAUACCUAAUUUAGGUUUCUCACCAGUACCUUAUAGGCUAAGUUCGAAAUGUGAUCAACUAGUAUUCGUAGUGAAAUAAAUAUUAUUAAAAAUAUUGGAAUUGUGUUGCUGCAGGCUUCGGCCUGAUUUGUUGAAAAUGUUUGUGAUGUUAUUGAAAAUAUUUCGCCUAAUCUUUCCAAGUUUCACGUUUUUGUCGCAUAGCAUUGUUGUACAAUGCGCGAUUCAUUGAGUGUACGAUAUCUAUAGAUCGAUCUGUUAUUACUUGUUUAUCUCUAUGUAUAAUAUGCUUUGUUUUAUGUAAUUGUGAAAGGUCUCCUUUUGCAAGUA